Molecule: messenger RNA, 1476 nt
Organism: Colletotrichum spaethianum
Lineage: Eukaryota; Fungi; Ascomycota; Sordariomycetes; Glomerellales; Glomerellaceae
Product: aldehyde dehydrogenase family 3 member B3
Exons: 4
Coding region: 1-1476 (491 amino acids)
Molecular function (GO): oxidoreductase activity, acting on the aldehyde or oxo group of donors, NAD or NADP as acceptor
Source: RefSeq, a predicted model, not a curated record
AUGGAAUCUGCCAUUGAGAAACUGCUCGACACGGUUGUUGACGGGCGCGCUGAAGGCAUUCGCUUCCGCCAGGACAACCUCCUCAGCCUCCACAACGAGUUGCGCAAAGAGUCGGCGGCCCUGAUCGCAGCCCUAGAGAAGGACACGGGCGCUUCAAAGGCGGAGAUUGAAGCCGAGAACUUCCUGGCUCUCGAGGCCGUCCGGCACUUUUAUGAGUCGCUCGACUUUGCAAAGGAACUCGAGAAGGAGUACCUCGUGGUCCAUGGCAAGGACAACGCGAGCAGGAGAACCGGUGCUGGGCUGGUGAUUAUCAGACCGACCACUUACACCCGACUCUUCUCCAUUUUGAGUCCUCUUGCCGGGGCUCUGGCUGCUGGGUCUGUUGUAGCUCUUGAGCUUGAGGACACCCUCUUGCAACUCGACACAGUCCUUCGCGUCGUACUCACCCGCGCCCUCAACCAGAAUGCCUUCUGUAUCACCAAGAAGAUCACAGAUGCCUCCCUCCUCGAGCAAGCCAUUCUCGUAGACCAAACCAACACCUCCCCCCUCCCCGCGGCCCGCGCAAACCACCUCAUCUCGGCCAACGCCACCCGCGCCGUCGCCAUCGUCGACCGGACCGCCGACGUUGAGGCUGCCGCCAAAGCCAUCACGGCGGCGCGCUUCGGCUUCGGUGGUCAGUCGCCCUACGCGCCGGACCUGGUCCUCGUCAACGAGUUCGUCAAGAAGGAGUUCUUCGAGGCGUGCUCCAAGCACGCGACGCUCGCGUUCGCGCGAGAGACAACAGUCAGGCGUACGAGCGAUAACUCGAGCGAAGAGACGAGAAAGGCCGUGCAGGAGGCCGAGGACAAAAGAUUGGUUUCGAGCUUUGGAUCCAAGGACUUCAAGCUGGUUGACAUCAAAGACAAUGCCAGGGGCGCUCCGCUGCUGAACAUCAAGAUUAGCGGCCGCUUCUUGCCCAUCGCGACGUCCUCUGGACUUGUGGAUUCCAUCUACACCCAAGAGUUCGAGAACCCUCUGCUGGCCGCCUACCUAUUCGCCAGCCCCGAUGCGGCGAAGUACCUCUCCCAACACCUGCCGGCUCACUUCUCCCUCAUUAACCAAAUCCCAUCCAACCUCCUUCUCGGACCGGCGGCGCCAAUCUCGCACGAACCGGCCUUUGCCUUCCGCUACAGCAAGGUCAUGUUUUCCGUCGCCCGGCCACAGCUCGUCGAGCGACCGGCCGGCGCGUUAGCAAAGCUCGAGCAGCUCCUCACCAGCUCCGGCUCCGGCGCCGUCACGACACAGAGCCUGCACGCGCUGGCCCUCACGCCGCUGAAGCCGACGAAGCAACCCGGUAACAGCAGAUUGGGAUUCUUCGAGCAGAGCUUCGUGCUGAGUGCCAGCCUGGUCAUGAGCGUCCUGCUGCCGAGCCUCGCGUACGGGACGUGGAUCGGUGGACGGAGGGUGCUCGAUUAUGCGUUGAAGCUCCGGAGUUGA